AUGUUUCUAAAUGACACAGUUUUUGUUUUUCUUCUUCUGUCUCAGAUUUGUUUUGGUUUCAUGGGGAACUCAUUUCUCUUUGUAUUAUAUAUGUACAGCUUAUUAAAUAAGUCUCACCUGAAGAAGCCCAUAGGUUGGAUUUUCACACAACUGACCCUGGUCAAUGUCUUGACCAUCAUGUUUGUACUAAUACCAGAAAGCACGCAUUCCUCUGGGGUAAGACAUGUCAUGGAUGAUGUUGGUUGUAAAGCAGUUUUGUAUAUGUACAGAGUGACCCGGGGUCUUUCCAUCUGUACUACCUCACUCCUGAGUACGUUUCAAGCCAUCACUAUUUGUCCCAAUAGUUCUAGAUGGGCAUGGCUUAAAUUUAAACUCUCCACAUGCAUUUUUCUAUCUUGUCUUUUCGUCUGGAUUAUCAACAUGCUGAUCUACAUCAAUAUCAUUGGAACAGUAGGAGCCAGUACCAAUUUCACCAUGCUUGGUCAAGGAUAUUGUCACGUUUACUGUGAAACAAGGUACAUUGGAUUCCAGGAUUCAUCAUCAUUUCUUAGCAGCAUUGUGAUUCGUGACCUCCUAUUUGUGGUCCUCAUGAUCUGGACCAACAUCUACAUGGUUAUUCUCCUCUACAGACAUCACAGGAGAACCCAGCAUCUUCACAACACCAGCAUAUCUUCCCAGACCUCUCGUGAAUACAAAGCCACCCACACUAUCCUAGUACUGGUAAGCUUGUUUGUGUUCUUUUAUUGCUUAAACAACGUUAUGACCUUUUAUUUGCUUUACAGACCUGAGAAAAACUUAAGACUGGAAAAGAUUAGUGGAAUUCUUUCUUCAUGCUACCCUACAAUCUUUCCAUUCAUACUGAUGAAAAAUAACAAAAUUUUUUCCCAGUUUACUUUUCCCCUUCAAAGAAGACAAUUACCUUGUCUCAAAGAGAAUAGAAUGGCUAAUCUGACAUCUUCUACUUCCUUUUGUAAAAGAGGGGUCUCCAUAACAAAUUAA
Galeopterus variegatus (Sunda flying lemur) is the source of this 999-nucleotide messenger RNA. Its product is annotated as vomeronasal type-1 receptor 4-like. The transcript has a single exon. Gene Ontology annotation, molecular function: pheromone receptor activity. Lineage: Eukaryota; Metazoa; Chordata; Mammalia; Dermoptera; Cynocephalidae. Gene Ontology annotation, cellular component: membrane. The record is from RefSeq and is a predicted model, not a curated record. Bases 1 to 999 code for a protein of 332 amino acids. Gene Ontology annotation, biological process: G protein-coupled receptor signaling pathway.